This is a messenger RNA of Alternaria conjuncta, 1650 nucleotides long. RefSeq lists its product as uncharacterized. The transcript is spliced from 4 exons. Bases 1 to 1650 code for a protein of 549 amino acids. The record is from RefSeq and is a predicted model, not a curated record. Lineage: Eukaryota; Fungi; Ascomycota; Dothideomycetes; Pleosporales; Pleosporaceae.
AUGACGACAUCAUCGUGGGAAGAGACCGCUAGUAAGAAGCGCGAAGCUAUGUUGGCUGCCAUACCCUCGGAAUGGCGACUAGAAAAGGUGCCAUCGGUGGAAGAACAAGUCGAUGUCACAGACUACGUGAAGCAGUACUUCAGCAAGAAAGAGCUGGACAUCACUGGAAGCAGUGCCGAUGUGAUCGCAAAGACUGUGGCUGAGGGAAAUUGGACUGCUGAAGAGGUCACGAGGGCAUUCUGUCACCGAGCUGCAGUUGCGCAUCAAUUGCUGUCAUGUCUUCACGAGAUCUUCUUCGACGCGGCCAUCCGGGAUGCAAAAGCGCUCGACGCGUACUACGCAAAACACAAGAAGACCAUCGGGCCCCUUCAUGGCGUACCCAUCUCACUCAAAGACCAGUUCCAUGUCAAGGAUGUCGAGACCAGUAUGGGCUAUGUCGGCUGGAUUGGCACCUUUGAAGGCAAGAAGGGUACUGGCAAAGAGAAGGUUUUCGAGAGUGAGAUGGUGAAGAUGCUGCGUAAGGCGGGAGCUGUGUUGUACUGCAAGACUAGUGUGCCGCAUACGCUGAUGAGCGGGGAGACCAUCAAUAACAUCGUUGGGUUUACGCUUAACCCGAAGAAUAGGAAUCUUACAGCUGGUGGUAGCUCCGGUGGCGAGGGCGCGCUGAUCGCGCCCUUAGGAUUCGGCACCGACAUCGGCGGCUCCAUCCGCAUCCCCGCCGCCUUCAACGGCCUCUACGGCAUCCGCCCCUCCACAGGCCGCCUCCCAUACGAAGGCAUGGCAAACUCCAUGGACGGCCAAAACACCGUCCUCUCCGUCGUCGGGCCCCUCGCCACAAACGCAGCCUCCCUGCGCCUCGCCACCCAAGCCCUGCUCGAACAAAACCCCUGGCUCCACGACCCCCUCGUCCACGAAAUCCCGUGGCGCCCGGGCCAAGAAGCCGAGAUCAAGUCCGCAAAGAAACUCUCCUUCGGUCUGUUAAUGACAGAUGGUGUGGUGAACCCCACGCCCCCCGUCCGCCGCGCUAUUGAAACAGUUGUUGAGUCUCUAAGGUCUGCUGGUCAUGAGGUGAUAGACUGGCAACCCCCCUCCCACCGCACCAUCAACGACGUCGGCUUCCGUCCCUGGAUCUACGACGCCGGCAAAGACGUCAAAUCCGCGUUUGCGCUCUCCGGCGAACCCAUGGCGCCGCAAGUUACCUUUUACCAAGGUGUCGAGAAAGAGUUCAGCGCUACGGAUAUCGCGGCUACGAAUGUGGAGUUGAGGAAGCUGAAGAAGGAGUACAUGGAGUACUGGAAUGGUACGGUUGAUAAAACGAGUACGGGGAGGUCGGUUGAUGCGGUGAUUUGUCCGCUUGCGCCGUUUCCGGCAAGUAGGAGGGAGAGGUUCAAGUAUUAUGGGUAUUCGACUUGGGUUAAUGCGUUGGAUUAUACGAGUGUUGUUGUGCCGGUUACGACUGUGGAUAAGGGGGUUGAUGUGAAGGAGGAGGGGUAUAAGGCGCUUGAUGAGCAGGAUGGGAGUAUUCAGGAUGAUUAUGAUCCCGUGAUCUAUGACGGCGCGCAUGUUAGUGUGCAGCUUGUUGGACGGAGGUUGCAGGAGGAGAAGAUGAUUGCGGUUGCGGAGUUGGUUGGUAGUAUUAUUGGGAAGUAG